CUUUAAGGAUCUGCCCUUCCACCUACCAACACAGCCUUCAUUCUUCAAAUCCCCAUUCGGGCCAUCAAAUACUAUCCACAAAGGCUUCCUUCGAUUUGUCGACAGCAUGGAGAACAUCAUUACGCAACCGUCAGAUUAUCCCGACUUCGACUGGCAGCCAGAAAACACAACCCUCCGCUCGCCCAUGCAGGCAAAAUCCAGCCUCAACACCUCCUACUCCCGCCCCACCCAGACCGCGCAUCCAAGCGACUUCUUGCGAUUCCGACAGCUAAGCGACUACGUGCCUCACUGGCCAGCCGAGCCAGGCAGCUUCCUGCCAUUCCACCAACCAACACGGCCACGCAGCUCCUUGCCAUCAUUCCGGCCGACAGCAGGAUACAUUCCCUCACGGCAAGCCACCUCCACACCCACCCCCUCGCUCCUCGCCAGCCCCGCGCCCAGGGACAAAACGCCCUACAUCGUUUUUGUUGUCGUGGCGGCGGUCGUCAUGUGGCUAGUGUUGCUGCUUACAUUCAACCGCGAUAAUCUAAGGCGGUAUCGACGGCGGUGGUCGAAGCGUGGUGAAGAGGAGAAAUUGCCCCCAGGUGUGGAUUUGGGGCCGCUGAGGACCGAUGUGAUCACUGGGGAGACGAUUAUUCAUGUUGCGGAGGAUGAAGGCGACCGGACUGUGGCGAGGCCGGAGGGGACGGCGCGGAGGACGGCGGAGCAGGAGGAUGGCGAUGGCAGGAGGAGUAUAAGAUCACUUCCACCGUACACGCGUGAGGAUCUGUGCCCUGCACCGCCGUAUCCGGUUGCACAUGAGGGCUCGGGGAGGAAGUAGGGUCCUGUGGGUUGAAUGUUGGGUAUGAUCAAUUCGUCUGGAUUUUGGGUUGGAUAUGUUCGAGACAAAUGCAAUUGAUCAGUUAGAUGGUGGGAUGUAAGCCUGUGACCUACGGGCUGAAUAUUGGGUAUGAUCACUUCUUCUGGAUUUUUGUUGGAGAGGUAUCAUGGUAUGUUCAAGAUAAAUGUGGAUUUAUUAAACGAUAGAAUGCAAGCACAUGACUUGGAACGUGCGG
Molecule: messenger RNA, 1055 nt
Organism: Tricharina praecox
Lineage: Eukaryota; Fungi; Ascomycota; Pezizomycetes; Pezizales; Pyronemataceae
Exons: 1
Coding region: 107-820 (237 amino acids)
Source: RefSeq, a predicted model, not a curated record